GUGAAAUUCAAUGAAAAAACGCACAAACGGAGGCGUUAAGGUGUUGUGUUCGUUUGUCCAGUUCCAAUUAAGUUCACUGAUAUUGAAUUUAAAAGAUUGGAGUUUAAAAAAGAAGAUGAAAGCAAAGAAAACAAAGCAAAAACUAGAAAUGCUGAUAGGAGAUAAAAAUGGAUCCAGGAUUCACUUCAGAACUCUUUUGUAGUGUGCUCUGCUGCUUUUUCAUUCUUGAGAGAACAUAUUUCGAACAAAAACUCAAAUUUAUCGAUGGAAUCUCGGUAUUGUUUUCAAAGUUUGAUAUCUAUCUAUUCGUAAUCUCAACAUGUACAAUACCUCUUUAAAAAAUAACGAAUUUAUUUGUUUUACGAAAUAAAUUUAAUGACUUGUAAGAUAAAAAUUUAUACUAUAGGGGAAUUUAU
Molecule: messenger RNA, 416 nt
Organism: Phyllotreta striolata
Lineage: Eukaryota; Metazoa; Arthropoda; Insecta; Coleoptera; Chrysomelidae
Source: the annotation of a GenBank genome assembly